Molecule: messenger RNA, 2027 nt
Organism: Pristis pectinata (smalltooth sawfish)
Lineage: Eukaryota; Metazoa; Chordata; Chondrichthyes; Rhinopristiformes; Pristidae
Gene: tfpia
Product: tissue factor pathway inhibitor a
Exons: 5
Coding region: 155-808 (217 amino acids)
Biological process (GO): negative regulation of peptidase activity
Cellular component (GO): extracellular region
Molecular function (GO): serine-type endopeptidase inhibitor activity
Source: RefSeq, a predicted model, not a curated record
GGGAGUCCACUCUGCUCUGCGGAGUCAUCCCGCAGCCGGAAGUAGGUGGGACUUUACUUUAAAAAACUUUGGAGAGCGGGGACGGAGCAAGAGAAUCAACGGCGACUUCGAGCGGUGAGAGGCAGCCUGAGACAGCGACCGUCCCGAGUGCAACAUGUUGCUCACUGUGCUGAGAGCCACGCUGCUCCUGGUCAUUGUAGACUGCGGCGCGACACCAGAUCCCCUCCUCCAUGAAUUGCCAUAUGGCCAUGAAAUAUGCCUACUAAAAGCUGAGCCUGGACGCUGUAAUGCUAUAAAUGAAAGAUAUUUCUACAACAUCUUAACACAGAAGUGUGAGAAGUUUACCUACGGUGGAUGUGAUGGAAAUGAAAACAACUUUAAGAGUAAGAUGGAAUGUCUGGCCAAAUGUAAAGUGAAGGAUCGGAGAAACCCUUGUCAGUUGGAAGCUGAUAGUGGACCAUGCCGAGGGUAUUUUCGUCGGUACUUCUAUAAUAAACAUACAAAAAAGUGUGAGCAGUUCAUAUAUGGGGGUUGCUUUGGAAACAGAAACAACUUCAAAACUCAGCAACAUUGCCAGAAUGUAUGCCAAAAAGCAAAACGAUUGACUUCAGAUUUCCCAAAGAUCUGCAUGGCACCGGCAGACAUAGGCAACUGCAACAAAACCAUAACUAGAUACUUCUAUAACCAUUCCAUUGACCUCUGUGAGACCUUUACCUACAGUGGCUGUGGUGGAAAUCAGAACAAUUUUCGUAAAAAACGGCAAUGCAAUCAGACCUGCAGAAAAGGAAUCAAUCGUCAAAGCUCUUAAAACUGGAUGAAAAUACAGACAACAUUUAAACAAACUCUGAAGUGAAUCAAAUUGUAGCAGGAAGCCUUGCAAUCAUUUGGCAUUUGCUCUUCUAAUAUCUUUGUUUUAAUGUCUCUGCUUAAUCUGUUUAUAUUUUUAAAAGCAAUGUAAGUUAACCCAAUAGCUUGACCUUGAUAACAGUUAACAAUAUUUGUCGUCUUAAAUCAAUUAGAAAGGACACAAUCUCAAACAUUUCGCAGUAUGGUACAGACAUCUUUAAGGGAUUGAAUAUGGCACAUUGCUGGGCAAUUUGCAUCAGGUAUCAUGUAAAGCCACGUGGCAUAUCUAGAUAAAAGUACUGAAAUUAGCCAUCCAACAUCUUAUUCAUCUGAAAUCAACUUUCCUAUUGUGUUCUAUAAAAUGAGCAUUUUUGUCAGAGAUAAGGAGGCAUAAUAAUGUUUAUGUAACAACGUUGUAUAUUUCCAUGUAAAAUCAAAGUUAUUUGAUCACCCAAUGAACAAAUAAAAGUAAUCAUCUAGUUACUGAGUUAAAAAUUACUGUGACCUUAAUUCUGAAGGCUGUGACUGAAUAAUUUGGCUACAAGGUCUGCCCCAAUUGUUCUAAUGUAACUUAAUGGAAAGCAUGCAAAUCAUCAUCUUAAUGUUUACAGUACGGUUUAAAUUGAGUGUUCCUCUAUUCUCCUCCUCUUUGGUUCAGCAUAUAUAGCCUUCAUUUUUUUAAAAAAUAUGAUGAAAUAUUUGAGACCUAUUUGGGUCUGCCAUUGUCCACUGAUAGCUACAUUUUACUAUAGCAAGAAUCCUCCUAAAUGAGCAUGAUUAUUUUAGUAUAGGUUGCUUUUAGAUCAGGAGUUUAAAGUUGUUAGCCUUUCUAAGUCAUAAUGCUUUGUCUUUCAAUGAUUGCUAUUUAAAAAAAAACUCACCAUGUUAUUAAUGGCAGUAUUUUAUGGUUCAAGAUGCUGUUUGGUUGGAUUAAGCAUGCAGUUUAAGAAUGUGUAGUAUGAUAACCACAGUCUUAUCUUAAAUAUGUGGCUUUUAUUACAUGUUGAAGUAAACUAACUUCCUUUUAAUGUAUGUAUAUUUCUAUAUAUUGGGACAUGUUAACCCGAAGAUGGAAAAAUAUUCUGUUGUGCAUUAAUAAAAAAAAUAAAAUGUAUUGCUUAAUAGUCAUGUUAUGACAAAGUAUUUCAAACCCCAUCAAUGUGUUUAGUUUUAUUAAAUGU